AUGUGGGCUGCACUGAUCGUGGGUCGUGCGAUUGCUGGUUUGGGAUGCGCGGGUCUGCUGGUCGGCGCCUUUUCCCUCGUUCCAUUCAUCGCUCCACCGGCAAAGCGCCCUAUCAUGAUCGGCCUCAUCUCAGCCUCCCGUGGACUCGCAACAACCUUUGGCCCAUUAAUCGGAGGAGCUCUAACCGAGAGGGUCUCCUGGCGUUGGAACUUCUAUAUCAACCUGCCGCUUGGUCGUGAGAGCGAAGCUUUUACCUCCUGGACGGAUCUGGUGCAGAACCUUGAUCUUUUUGGCCUGGUAUCGUUGCUUCCGUCGGUUGUUUGCCUUCUCCUUGCGCUGCAGUGGGGUGGGAUCACAUAUCCGUGGUCGGAUCCUCGCGUUAUUGUGUUGCUAGUCCUCUGCGGAGGUUUGGCUAUAGCUUUUACCUUGACUGAGAUGUGGCAAGGCCCCGAAGCACUCCUGCCGCCUCGCGUCUUCACUCAGCGAACCGUCUCAGCUGCGUCCUUCUACGGAUUUUGCACGACCGGUGCCAUUUUUGUGCUAACUUACUAUCUCCCUAUAUGGUUCCAAGGAGUUCGGGGUGCCAGUCCAAUCCAAUCCGGGCUGUACACACUUCCCUGGGUUAUCACUAGUACCAUCAUGUCGCUCACAGUGGGAAUCCUCAUUGCCAAAGUGGGUCAUGCUGAUGCAUUUAUGGUCAUUGCAACGGUUUUCGGUGCAGUUGGGUCAGGCCUCUUUACCACAUUUACUGUCGAGACCAGUAACGGGAAAUGGAUCGGCCAUCAGAUUAUCUUCGCGGUAUCGUCGAGUAUCUCUAGUAUUACCCCGUUGAUGAUGACGCAGGCUGCCCUUCCCCUCAAGGAUAUUCCCAUCGGUUCUGGCAUGGUCAUGUUCUUUCAAACCAUUGGCGCUUCAAUCUUCGUCUCUGUGGCACAAGCAUUGUUCACAAAUGGUCUUGUCAAUGGCCUCGAACGCACUGGCAUGACUGGGUUUGAAGCGGGUACUGUGGCGUCACAAGGCAUCACCAACCUUACCAAAAGCUUGACCGGUGAUAUCAAGAGAAGGGUCCUUGUCAUUAUUAAUAACGCUCUCACACAGUCGUGGCACCUUACCGUUGUUCUAAGCUGCAUCGCUCUUCUCGGAGCGCUAGCGGUGGAACACGGCAAGGUGAAAAGGAGGACUUGA
Molecule: messenger RNA, 1185 nt
Organism: Penicillium hordei
Lineage: Eukaryota; Fungi; Ascomycota; Eurotiomycetes; Eurotiales; Aspergillaceae
Exons: 5
Coding region: 1-1185 (394 amino acids)
Biological process (GO): transmembrane transport
Molecular function (GO): transmembrane transporter activity
Source: RefSeq, a predicted model, not a curated record